Messenger RNA from Arxiozyma heterogenica, 2022 nucleotides. It is a transcript of the gene PHO2, whose product is annotated as Pho2p. NCBI's taxonomy places the organism in Eukaryota, Fungi, Ascomycota, Saccharomycetes, Saccharomycetales, Saccharomycetaceae. Gene Ontology annotation, biological process: cell differentiation; regulation of transcription by RNA polymerase II. The transcript has a single exon. The coding region runs from base 1 to 2022 and encodes 673 amino acids. The record is from RefSeq and is a predicted model, not a curated record. Gene Ontology annotation, molecular function: RNA polymerase II cis-regulatory region sequence-specific DNA binding; DNA-binding transcription factor activity, RNA polymerase II-specific.
AUGGGUAGUCUAGAUUACAAUAAUAUAAGUAAUAAUAUGAGUAACGAGGAUCAGGACAACUCUAUACACGCUGAUCCUUUCACUGCGGAGGGUUUCCAUCUGUUACAACCGGCUGGUUUAAUGUAUCCUAAUGAGUCCACUGAUGACAACAUCACAGGCAAUAAUAAUACUGCUAUGAAUUCCAACAACAUGAAUAGUUCUCCUAAUAAAGUUAGAAGAAAUAGAGCUAAAGGCGAAACUUUAAAUAUUUUGAAGAGACAAUUUAAUUUGAAUCCCAAUCCAACCCCACAAGAAAGAAGACAGAUUGCCAAAUUGGUUAAUAUGAAUGAGAAGAGUGUUACUAUUUGGUUUCAGAAUAAAAGAGCUAAGAUUAAAAGAAAUAAUAGACAGAAAAGUAUUGAACAGGAACAAGAAAACAAGAUGUAUUCCAAUAAUAAUAAUAAUAUUGAUAAUAAUAAUGUUAUGACCGUCUCUAAUGAGAGUAAAAAGAGGAGAUUUAAUAGAGAUAAUAUGGACAGCGACAGUGAUGAUAGUGGUAUUUAUAGAGAAAAAAAUCACAAUCAACAUGUAGGAGGUGAAGGGGAUGAGGAGGACGAGCAAAGUGAUAUGUUUUUGGAAGAUGGGAAGGAGAUAAAUUUUUUUGAUAAGGUCCCAUUAGAUAUUAAUAACAAUUAUUAUUUUAUCGAUAUUUGUUCCAUUUUGGUUGGUUCAUGGAAUAGAAUUAAAAGCGGCUCGAUACUAAGUAAAAAAUUCAAAUUGCUACAAAAUUUAAAGAAUCUGUCACCUAGAUCAGUGAAUGACAUUAUGUUAAAUUCUACUGAUUUGCUUGUGUUGAUAUCUAAGAAAAAUUUCGAGAUUAAUUAUUUUUUCAGCGCAAUGACAAAUAAUUGUAAAAUUUUGUUUAGAAUCUUUUAUCCAAUAGAUAAUGUCGUGGAUUGUUCAAUAAGUUUAAAUUCAGAUGAACUCAUAUCAAAUAAUAAUAACAAUAAUCAUGGUAAUAAUACAAAUAAUAGUAUUUGUAGUGAACUGAAAUUGACUAUUAAUAAAUCACCAAAUUUUGCAGUGUAUUUUUUAAAUGAGAAUGUUCUUGACACACAAAACCAAUGGUCUAUAUGUGAAGAUUUCUCUGAGGGAAAACAAGUCAAUGAUGCAUUUAUUGGUGGAUCAAAUUUGCCACAUAUCUUAAAGGGUUUACAGGAUUCUUUGAAAUUUAUGAAUUCUUUAAUCCUUGAUUAUAAAGCUACAAAUCAAAUAAUAUCCCCACCUUCUCCUGUACAAUUACCUCUUCAUCUUCUUCCUAUUACCACUACUGCUGUUGCUGCUACUAAUACCUCUUCAAUGGAUGGUCAUCUUGAUAAAUCAAUUAUUAUGCAAUCACAUGAUGUAGAUAUUCCAAUAUCUGUGAAUAUGGCAAUCCCUGAUGCUUCAUCUUUCCAAUCUUUGUCGGAUCCUAAAUUCCAUUCACAAAUUAACGACCGUGUUCCACAAGAUCAUGAACACAACAAUAAUAUUCUUUUUGGUGAUAAUAGACAUAUAUCAUAUGAUACCAUUUCUAAUACUAAUAAUAACAUUAACUUGCUUCAUUAUCAAGAUAGCAUUAACACAUCAUCAUCAGCUUAUUCACCAGCUUUGCAAUUUGAUAGAAAUAAUCUUAAUAUUCCGUAUAAUACAAUCCACAACCAAAUUGAUAAUAGUCUCUAUGCUCAUGAUAAUAUUUCUUCGUCUAUCAUGAAUCAUAUUGAUAAUAAAAAAAAUAAUAGUAAUAUUAGCAGCAGCAUAAAUAAUACUAGUACUAUGGGCACCUCCCUAAAUCCACAUGAUUUAGAUAAUAUAAAUUUAACACCAAGCUCUUUCUUUUUCGAUCAUCAAGAUUAUCUAUCAAGUACCACAAAUGACCAAAUUUACACGUCUUUACAUCAGUCAACAGUAAAUUAUGAUAAUACCCAUAAUGCUAUACAUAAUAUUAAUAUUAACAACGUGAAUAUGGAUAAGAGUAAUAAUUUACUAGAUGAUACUAAUUGA